GGAACUGUGACGUCACAAGGCUGCGGCACGCUCCUGCGUCUGUGAUUCAGAUCAACGAAGAUUGUCCGCACACAGAGAAACAAACACUGGUGAAACAGCUGAGAUUCAUGACACACGGUUAUAAAGAUGGCCUUUAUUAAAGAGGAGACUGAAGAAGUGAAGAUUGAAGAAACAUUGAGUCUGAAACAAGAAGAUACUGAGGAACAAACAGCACGAAACAAGAAGACACUGAAGAAUAAACAAAACAAACAGACCUGAUGCCGCUGAAAGAGGAUUGUCCAGAAUUUAAUAAAAAGGAAGAACAAAAUCUGUAUGAAAAUGUUGAUUUCACAACUGGAGAAAAAACUUCUGGUUGCUCACUGACUGAAAAGACAUCCACACAAAAUAGAAGUCGCUCCUGCAUUCAGUGUGGAAAGUUUUUCUCAAGCCAUGCAUACCUUGAUGUCCAUAUGAGAAUUCACAAAGGAGAGAAGCCUUUUACAUGCAAACAGUGUGGAAGGAGUUUCACUGAAAAAGGAAGCCUUAACAGGCACAUGAUGAUUCACACCGGAGAGAAGCAGUUCUCCUGCCAAGAAUGUGGAAAAAGUUUCUAUAAUAGGAGUCACCUUAAAGACCACAUGAGUGUUCACAGUGCAGAGAGAGCUUUUACCUGCUCUCAAUGUGGAAAAGGUUUCUAUCAAAGAAAAACACUUAAUAAACACAUCAGAUAUUACUGUGGAGAGAAGCCCUACAUAUGUCCACAGUGUGGAAAGAGUUUUAGACAUGAAGCAACAUUAAACACGCAUUUGAGAGACCACACUGGAGAAAAUCUGUUUGUAUGUUGUCAGUGUGGAAAGAGCUUCAGAUAUAAAGCAACAUUGAACACCCAUUUGAGAGUCCACACUGGAGAAAACAUGUUCAAAUGUGAUAAGUGUGGAAAAACCUUCAGAUAUAAAGCAACAUUGAACACCCAUUUGAGAGACCACACUGGAGAAAACAUGUUCAAAUGUGAUAAGUGUGGAAAGAGCUUCAGAUAUAAAGCAACAUUGAACACCCAUUUGAGAGUCCACACUGGAGAAAGCCUGCUCGUAUGUGAUCAGUGUGGAAAGGGCUUCAGAAGUAAAGUAAAUCUGACAAUGCACAAAAGAGUUCACAUUGUUCACAAACCAGAUGGACCUGAAAUGUCAGUUGCAAUCCCAUCAGUAGCACACUGUUUUCUAUUAAAAAAGUAAUAUACUGUAGAAAAUAAUGCAUUUUGGUCAUUAUCUGCCCCCUGGCUGUCCGAGGUUCUCUGUGAACAUCGCUCAUCUCUUCCUUCUCUGUAAAUGUCUUCACUGCUAAAACAUCCUACUACCACAACAAAAAUAACAGCUGUAGUAAGGAUCGGACACUCUUCAAAACUUUCUCUUCUCUCCUUAAUCCGCCUCCACCUCCUCCUCCAUCGACUCUUACAGCGGACGACUUUGCAGUUUUCUUCACAAAUAAGACAAGAACCAUCAGUAACCAAUUUUCCACACCACAGCCUGAGGAUAACUUCACUCCUCCUCUCCACUCUCAGAGAUGGACAUUUCCAAACUUAUCCUGUCCAAUCAUCCUACUACUUGUCCACUUGAUCCGAUCCCCACUCACCUCCUUCAAGCAAUCUCUUCUUCAGUCACACCUUCGCUUACUCACAUUAUCAACUCUUCUCUUCACUCUGGAACAUUUCCCUCAGCUUUUAAGCAGGCUCGGGUAAGCCCACUGCUUAAGAAACCAUCUCUAAUUCCAGCGCUUCUAGAAAACUAAAGACUGGUAUCCCUUCUGCCAUUCAUUGCAAAGACACUUGAGCGAGCCGUGUUCAACCAGUUUUCUAUGUUCCUUGUACAGAACAACCUCUUGGACAGCAACCAAUCUGGCUUCAAAAGUGGCCACUCAACUGAGACUGCCCUCCUCUCAGUUAUUGAAGCCCUGCGUCUGGCAAGAGCAGCUUCAAAAUCCUCAGUACUCAUUUUACUGGACCAGUCUGCUGAUUUUGACACUGUUAAUCACCAGAUUCUCCUGUCUUCCCUCAGAAAGAUGGGCAUCUCUGGAACCGCACUCCUGUGUUUGAAGUCCUACCUCUCCAAUAGAUCCUUCAGCAUGUCUUAGAGGGGUAAUGUUUCUAAGUCACAACAACUUGCUACUGGGGUUCCUCAAGGCUCAGUACUUGGACCACUUCUCUUCUCCAUCUACAUGACGUCAUUAGAAACUGUCAUUCAGAAGCAUGGCUUUUCUU
Carassius auratus (goldfish) is the source of this 2233-nucleotide messenger RNA. Its product is annotated as gastrula zinc finger protein XlCGF7.1-like. Gene Ontology annotation, cellular component: PcG protein complex; chromatin; transcription regulator complex. Gene Ontology annotation, biological process: regulation of transcription by RNA polymerase II. The coding region runs from base 258 to 1211 and encodes 317 amino acids. NCBI's taxonomy places the organism in Eukaryota, Metazoa, Chordata, Actinopteri, Cypriniformes, Cyprinidae. The record is from RefSeq and is a predicted model, not a curated record. The transcript is spliced from 4 exons. Gene Ontology annotation, molecular function: RNA polymerase II cis-regulatory region sequence-specific DNA binding; DNA-binding transcription factor activity, RNA polymerase II-specific.